This is a messenger RNA of Leptopilina heterotoma, 2192 nucleotides long. Its product is annotated as trypsin-2-like. NCBI's taxonomy places the organism in Eukaryota, Metazoa, Arthropoda, Insecta, Hymenoptera, Figitidae. Gene Ontology annotation, biological process: proteolysis. The transcript is spliced from 6 exons. Bases 188 to 1006 code for a protein of 272 amino acids. The record is from RefSeq and is a predicted model, not a curated record. Gene Ontology annotation, molecular function: serine-type endopeptidase activity.
GGACACUACAGAUUUUUCAAUUCCAGAGAAUUUUCAGUUAGUGACACAAUUGCUAUCAGUUAGGAACCGAAAGUUGUACAAAGACACUUCUUUGUCAGUUUAUCCCACUUUUAAAAGAAUGAAACCGGGCCUUUAUUUACUAGGUGGAGGUGGAAAAAAUCUUCAGAUGUAAAACAUCACUUUGAAAAUGAGGAAUACUUUCAGUCUCGUCUGGAUUCUCGAAAUAAUCAUUGUUUGCGCGAGUGCACUGAAACUUCAUAAAAACAAGACAAUCUCGCAUGCACAAGCUAAAAUCGUCGGAGGACAGAGAUUAUCAAUCAUUGAUCGACCGUACAUGCUUUCUGUUCAUCUCAGACAAAAGGGCUUUCAAUGUGGUGCUUUUAUUGUGUCGGAAGAAUGGGGAUUAACUGCACAGCAUUGUUUCAAAAUCAUGGACCCGAAACAGUACGCAAUUCGAGCAGGAUCGGAUCAAUUUCAAAGAGGUGGAUCAAUACACCGGGUGACGGAAGUUGUUGUUCGUGACAUUUCUUUAUUAUACGAUAAAAUUCCACUCUACGAUAUUGCCCUCUUCAAAGUCUCGCCAAAAUUCAGAUUUUCCUAUUUCAUACAACCGGCAAAAUUACCGCCUGUGGAUUUAGACUACGAUCCCCCGAUACUUGUCGUUUCGGGCUGGGGAACUUCGGGAGCAUCUUCUGGAGUUCGAGUUUUGAAGAAGAAGGGAAAAGCACUAGUGUCAACGUAUUUAAUGGCAGCUCGAAUACCAUUCGUCAGUCAUGAAAAGUGCCUUUCAGUAUAUCCCGAAGUUUUGAAAAGUGAUUUGCACAUUUGUUACGGAGGUCGUGGUGUUGAUGCUUGUACAGGUGAUUCAGGAGGACCACUUGGGGACAGGCACACUGUUUAUGGAAUUGUUUCUUUCGGAUAUGGUUGUGCACAACCACAAAUUCCGGGAGUUUACACGCGACUAGCAACCCAUAGAGAAUGGAUUCGAAAAAUAGCGAAUAUAUAAUUUCAUGUUACAUUGAUUAAUGUUCUUCUGAUUAUCUCAUCUCUAAAUCUAAGUCAGUGAAAUUUCACUGAGAAUCUGUGACUCCAUUCUUACCAUUUCAAUCACUAAAAUUUUUCUGAUUGUUAAAAUUUAGAAAAUGUUUAGAAAAUGACUGCAAAUAGUGAUGCCUCAAGUCAUUUGAGAACAAGAAGAAGAAAAUUUAAAUUCAAGUUGCAACAUAUUGAAAAUUAUUUUUAAUUGUCUAAUCAGUAAAAAAUGACUGAUAUUUCAAUCAAUUUUAACUUUCUUCCAGUUAGAUUUUACUGAAAGUAUUUUUUCUAUUUUUUACUUUCAGAAUAGUCACUGAUUUUCAGUUUAAUUUCACUGAUGAUUCGCUGUUUUAGAGAGUAUACGUAUAUCUAAUCAAAAAUGGGUCUCUAUAAGCAGCAUGUGACUUAUAUGUUAACGGUCACGUGAUCGUGAAACUUUAUGAAAUGUCACGUAAAAUAAUUAUUAGAUGAGCUCACAUUUUGUAAAAUAUAGUCUUACAUUGAAAUAAAAUAAAAAUAAAAAUGCAGUGAGAAAGCUCGAAGGAAGCUUCAACCAAAAUAUUUUGAAAGCAUAAUUUGGCAGAAGAUCUUAUGUUGUAUAAAGUAGUUCGUGUGACCUAAAAGUCACCUACUGUUAAAAACCCGAAUUUUUAAAAAUUUUUGUAAAAGUUAGAAAAAGGUGCAUAAUGAUAUUAAUUUUUAGCAUUAAGGGCAUUUGAACCAUUAUGAUGUCACAAUUUGUUCAAAGUUGAUCUAAAAUUGUGACGUCUAUUUUAAAUUCGCAUUGCAUUGUAAAUAAUCAAAAUUCAUUCAAUUUUCGCCUACUACAAAAAAUUUUAUUCUAAAUUUAAGAAUUUUGGUUCCCAUUCAAUAACAAUGAAAGAAAAUUUAUUUGAUUUAAAUAACCGAUUACUUGACUAUUAGAAAAUAAAUAUUUACUUGACUCAAAGCAUUUUUAUUUGAAUCAAAUAUGUAAACUGAAUUUGAACCAAUAAUUUCUGUAGUUAAAACAAAUGUAUUAAAGCAAAUUAUUUACCAUUAUUUACCACCAUUUAUUUGAUUCAAGUCAAAAUUAUUUAGUAGAAAUGAAUAUUUAUUUGACAAUAGACAAGUAAUCGAUUAUUCGAAUCAAAUAUGUAUUUUUAACAGUGAAUAAA